Molecule: messenger RNA, 1767 nt
Organism: Neoarius graeffei (lesser salmon catfish)
Lineage: Eukaryota; Metazoa; Chordata; Actinopteri; Siluriformes; Ariidae
Product: flavin-containing monooxygenase 5-like
Exons: 9
Coding region: 71-1705 (544 amino acids)
Molecular function (GO): NADP binding; flavin adenine dinucleotide binding; N,N-dimethylaniline monooxygenase activity
Source: RefSeq, a predicted model, not a curated record
GGUUUUGGAGCUCCUUUCAAUCUGAACCAACUGGCAGAGAUAACGGGCAAAACUCAAGGAGAUCCACAGUAUGGCUCGGCGUGUUGCCGUAAUUGGAGCAGGAUGCGCUGGAUUGACCAGCAUAAAGUGCUGCUUGGAUGAGGGUCUGGAGCCAGUGUGCUUUGACAGCAGCGAUGACAUUGGAGGGCUCUGGAGAUUUAAGGAGACACUAGAGACUGAACGCUCCAGCAUGUACCGAUCACUGGUUGUAAAUACCUCAAAAGAAAUGAUGUGCUUUAGUGAUUUCCCGAUGCCAGCCCACUUCCCAAACUACAUGCAACACUUCAUGAUGCUAAAGUAUUUACGGCUGUAUGCUGAGCACUUUGACCUGCUCAAGUACAUUCGCCUCCAGACAACUGUGCUCAAUGUGAGCCAGAGGCAUGACUUCUCUCGCACAGGCCAGUGGGAGGUCGUAACUGAGAACAAAGAUGGACACAAAGAAACACAGGUGUUUGAUGGGGUGCUUGUGUGUUCAGGAUGCUUCACACACCCUAUUACACCCCUCUCAGCAUUUCCUGGAAUAGAUACAUUUCCAGGGAAGUGUUCCCACAGUUGGGAAUAUAAGGAUUCACAGCCAUUCCAUGGGAAGAAGGUGGUGGUUAUUGGCACUGGCAACUCUAGUGGAGAUCUUGCUGUGGAGAUCAGCAGAGUGGCAGAAAAAACUUUUCUGAGCAUGCGUGAAGGAACAUGGGUUGUGGGCCGUAUGUCUACCGGUGGCCUGCCUAUGGACAUGAGCAUGCUUACACGCAUGAAUACCCUUCUGCUGGAAGUGCUUCCUCGAGAUUUCCUGAACUCGGCAGUGGAGAAUUUCUUCAAUAAGAAAUAUGAUCAUAGGCUGUACAGACUGCAGUCCACCCACAGGAUACUCGACCAACAGCCCAUCAUUAAUGAUGAGCUACCAGGACGCAUCCUUCAGGGGGCAGUGCAGUUGAAACCAAACGUGCGAGAGUUCCGAGGCUCGACUGUUGUAUUUGAGAACGAGGCAAUCGAAGAUGGGAUAGAUGCAGUUGUCUUCUGUACAGGAUACAAGCCAAGCUUCCCAUUCUUAGUGUUUUCAAAGGACAAUGAUCCUGUGGGGGAAGUGAGCCUCUACAAAAGAGUCUUCCCUCUGUUCCUAGAGCGCCCCACGCUGGCCUUCAUAGGGUUACUCUAUCCCUUAGGACCUUUAAUGCCUAUAAUGGAAAUGCAGGCACGAUGGGCCACCCAAGUCUUUGCAGGUUUAAAGCAACUUCCUCCCAGAGAAAAAAUGCUCAAGAUCACUGAGAAAGACUUCAAAGAAAAUCUGAAAAGAUACGGUUGUCCAAAGAAAGCUGUUCUCAAUAUAGACUAUCUCCCUUACUUGGAUCUCAUUGCACAAGAAGUGGGUGCACGUCCCAACCUCUUGUGGCUGUUCCUGACCGAUCCCGGUUUGGGUUUGAGGGUUCUGUUCGGUCCCUGCACCCCGUAUCAGUUUCGGCUGUGUGGGCCGGGUAAGUGGGAUGGGGCUCGUCAGGCCAUCCUCACCCAGUGGGAACGUGUUACCCAGCCAUUCAAGACACGCCCCGUUCCAGAGCUGAAAACCUCUUCUGGACUACGCUACUGGUUAAUUCUGGCAGGAGGACUGAUGCUGAUGUUCGUACUCCUUGAAUUGCAGAAGAGAAGUGACCUUUUUACGGUUGCUGAUUAGAUAUAAUACGGCCUCUAUAGCAUUAGUCUGCUCUAAAGAUUUGCAUUUAAGUAGAACAAUUU